CGACGGCGACGGUGGUACAUUAUCAACCAUCAUUCAUCCGUCAGCCAGCCCUAUCUACGGCUAGGUAACACACUUAUCGAAGGGCUUAUCGUGUUCAAACGGCAGAAGAAGAGCGUCUGCCCGUUGUGUGUGUGUGUGUAUUGUGCCCUAUUCUAAUGGUUGCAUCGAGCUCGACCCAUCAGGUACCGGUGCAGCAAAUUUUACCUACACACACGGCGUACGAUGUCCAGCUUGUUGCUUGUCAAAUUAAAGUAGCGAGAGGAACGUUCAUACCCUGGACAAAAUCAACCGAGAACGGACGAGAAAAGCCGGUCUGUAUUGUUGAGGUUUUUAUGGCGAGUAAUAAAAUUUCGCCAUCAGUAGGAUCAUCGAACAGCGGGACAUAAACGCAAGCAAUAUAGUAGAAUUUACAUCGCGGCCUCACCUUGUUGCGUUUGGUACGCGUUAAAGGAUAAGAAGUAGCGAAGGAGAAGAUUUUUCGACCCGUGCAACAUCGACGUGCUCCUCGAGGGAGCCGUCGAAGGACCGAACCGAUCAGAUCAUGCGCAAACCUGCCACGAGGAUGUCACGCCUGGUGACGACGCUGGCAGCCGCCCUGUCGGUGCUGGCAUUAGUCGCAUCGUCCGCUGUGGAGAACAGUAGUAGAAGCAGUAGUAGUGAUAGUAGCAGUGAAAUCAGAACAUCGCACCACAUUGCAGACGAUCAUCGGUUAGCGAGGCAAACCGUAAGUCACCUGUACGACUACCAGCGGGAACUGUUGUUCGGUGGCCGACGAAGUAAACGAAGUCCCUUCAGCACACUCUACGAAUCGAACAACGCACUCAAUGGGAACGAAUACGGCAACGGUGGUGCGAACAGUGGUGGAGCGUCCCGGGAGUCGGCGUACUCAUCGCCGGGCAUUCUGCGAGACAACCGCAAACCGAGCUUCGUCGAGUGUGAUGGCUACAAACCGAUGCUGAAGGAAGAGCAGCCAGUUGGCACGCCGGUACUCCGCGUGACCGCAACCGAUCCCGACCGGCGACAGACGAUCGAGUACAGCUUCGUGACGACACCGGGCGAGCGGGCACGUUUUCGAAUCGAUAAGAACACCGGCGAGAUCACGACGGCCCACAUCUUCGAUCGGGAUGAACCGAUCCGCGAGAAGGAGAUCUACAUAACGGUGCGUGUGACGGACAACGGCCGACCCCGGCUGGAUGACGUGUGUACGUUCAAGGUGACGAUCCUCGACAUCAACGACAAUCCGCCCGUUUUCGACAAAGUGCGCUACGAGAAGUCAAUGUCAAAGGACUCGAAGGCGAACCUGCGCGUAGCGACGAUCUUAGCGACGGACAUAGACGAUGGAGACAACAGCAUCAUCAAGUACGAGAUCGUGCAGCAAAAUCCGGACAGCAGCUACUUCAAGAUCAACGAGAACAACGGCGUGCUGACGCUGACGAAGCCGAUCGAUCGAAGUCCCGGACAGUUCUACUCGAUCCGGGUCCGUGCAUUCAACGUGGACCCGCAGGGUGAGGCGAUGCAGGACGCGGAGGUGGACGUGAAGGUGCGCGUUGUGGAAUCGAACAAACUACCGCCGUACUUUACCAAAGUCCAGAUGACACCGAUCGUGCUGAACGAGACGUUUAAGAACUACACCGAGUCGCUGGCAGAGUUCGAGGCGGUAUCGAACAUCCCCGAGAAACCGGAGGUAAUCUUCGAGCUGAUCCAGGGCCGAGCGGAGCAGACUAACCUGAAGAAUACGUUCCUGCUAGAGCAGAAGAAUAAUACGGCCUCGAUCAAGUUGGGCAAAACGCUCGACUACGAAACGGUGACGGAGUACACGCUGACGGUGAGCGUACGCAAUUCGCACGAACUCGUCGCGGAGACGGUGCUCAAGAUCAAGGUGCUGGAUGAGAACGACAUCAUCCCGGUGUUCACGGAGGUUACGUCGGGAACGAUUCCGGAGGACGAACCGGCCGGCACACCGGUGAUGCAGGUGCAUCGGUCAGCGAGGCACACCGUAGGUCACCUGUACGACUACCAGCGGGAACUAUUGUUAGGUGGCCGACGAAGUAAACGAAGUCCCUUCAGCACACUCUACGAAUCGGACAACGCACUCAACGGGAACGAAUACGGCAACGGAGGAGCGAACAGUGGUGGAGCGUCCCGGGAGUCGGCGUACUCAUCGCCGGGCAUUCUGCGAGACAACCGCAAACCGAGCUUCGUCGAGUGUGAUGGCUACAAACCGAUGCUGAAGGAAGAGCAACCAGUCGGUACGCCGGUACUCCGCGUGACCGCAACCGAUCCCGACCGGCGGCAGACGAUCGAGUACAGCUUCGUGACGACACCAGGCGAGCGGGCACGUUUUCGAAUCGAUAAGAACACCGGCGAGAUCACGACGGCCCACAUCUUCGAUCGGGACGAACCGAUCCGCGAGAAGGAGAUCUACAUAACGGUGCGUGCGACGGACAACGGCCGACCCCGGCUGGAUGACGUGUGUACGUUCAAGGUGACGAUCCUCGACAUCAACGACAAUCCGCCCGUUUUCGACAAGGUGCGCUAUGAGGAGUCAGUGACGAAGGACUCGAAGGCGAACCUGCGCGUAGCGACGAUCUCGGCGACGGAUAUGGACGAUGGAGACAACAGCAUCAUCAAGUACGAGAUCGUACAGCAAAAUCCGGACAGCAGCUACUUCAAGAUCAACGAGAACAACGGCGUGCUGACGCUGACGAAGCCGAUCGAUCGAAGUCCCGGACAGUUCUACUCGAUCCGGGUCCGUGCAUUCAACGUGGACCCGCAGGGUGAGGCAGUGCAGGACGCGGAGGUGGACGUGAAGGUGCGCGUUGUGGAAUCGAACAAACUACCGCCGUACUUCACCAAAAUCCAGAUGACACCGAUCGUGCUGAACGAGACGUUUAAGAACUACACCGAGUCGCUGGCAGAGUUCGAGGCGGUAUCGAACAUCCCUGAGAAACCGGAGGUAAUCUUCGAGUUGAUCCAGGGCCGAGCGGAACAGACUAACCUGAAGAAUACGUUCCUGCUAGAGCAGAACAACAAUACGGCCUCGAUCAAGUUGGGCAAAACGCUCGACUACGAAACGGUGACGGAGUACACGCUGACGGUGAGCGUACGCAAUUCGCACGAGCUCGUUGCGGAGACGGUGCUCAAGAUCAAGGUCCUGGACGAGAACGACAUCAUCCCGGUGUUCACGGAGGUUACGUCAGGAACGAUUCCGGAGGACGAACCGGCCGGCACACCGGUGAUGCAGGUGCGCGCGUACGAUCUGGACGGGACCCCGGCGAACAACAUUGUCUCGUACCGAUUCGACGACGAGAGUCAGCCGUUUUUCAAAAUCGACAGCCGAACGGGCAACAUAACCUCGAUGGUGGAGUUCGAUCGUGAGGCGCAGGAUUCGUACCACCUGAAAGUGAUCGCGGAGGACAACUCACCGUCGGCGCUGUACCGCAAUGGAAAACCGAACAGCAUCUCGCAGCUGUUCAUUAUCAAGAUCUCGGACAAGAACGACCACGAGCCAAAGUUCGUGAAGGAACACUUUGUGGCGGAGAACGUACCGGAGGACGCCAACAUCAACACGGUGGUAAUCGAGGUGACGGCGAUCGACCAGGACACGGCGUCCCUCAUCACGUACAGCAUCAUCUCGGGCAACGUGGGUGAUGCGUUCAAGAUUGACGAGAACACGGGCCGCAUUUCGGUCAACAGUCGGCUGGACUACGAGACGAUCCGCGAGUACAUGCUGAUCGUGCAGGCGGACGAUGGCAUCUUCCAGGACAAUGCGACGGUGUCGAUCCGGAUCGAGAACGUGAACGACAAUCCGCCGCGCUUCAUCGACCUGCGCAACGUAACGAUUCAGGAGGAAACGAUCCCGCCCGGCUGCAUCAUGAACAUCAAGGCGUACGAUCCGGACAUCGAGAGCCAGGACGAGCCGCAGCACAUCAAGUUUUCGUUCGUCAAGGAGCAGGAGGACCUGCUCGAGAUCGACGACAACGGAUGCCUGCGGUUGCGCAAGGCGCUCGAUCGCGAUCCACCGCAGGGCUUCAAGAGCUGGCAGUUCAUCAUCACCGCGACGGACGAGGAUGGUGCGGGCAAGAAGACGCCGGCCACGGUGAACAUCAUCCUGGAGGAUAUCAACGAUAAUGCGCCCCGGCUUUCGAAUCCGAUGCCGGUCGUGUGGGGUGAAAACCAGCCGCCCGGGUUGAUCGUGAAGCUGACGGCGGAGGACGUGGAUGAGGCACAGAAUGGGCCUCCAUUUUUCUACAGCAUCGAUUCGAACGCACCGCACGAGAUUCUCGAGCGGUUCGAGGUACAGGGCGAUGAAUUGUACGCACGUGUCGAGUUUGAUCGCGAGGAGCAGAAGCAGUACCAGGUGCCGAUUCGUAUCCGGGACUCGGGCGAAGAGCAGAUGACCGACGUCAGCAUUCUGCUGCUGGUGAUUGGCGAUGAGAACGACAACGAAAUGCGGCCGGGCUCGAGCCGCAUCUUCGUGUACAACUAUAAGGGCGAAUCGCCGAACACGGAAAUCGGUCGGGUGUAUGUGGAGGACGAGGAUGACUGGGACCUGCCGGACAAGACGUUCCUGUGGGAGGAAACGGUUGGACCACACGAUUAUUUCGAUCUCAACCGGGACACGGGUAUGAUCACGAUGCUGCAGGGGACGCGCGGUGGCGAGUACGAGCUGCAGUUCCGCGUGAUCGAACAGUCGCGAUACUUUGCACGUCACAACGUGUCCUCCACGGUGACGGUGACGGUGAAGGAAAUCCCGGAGGAAGCGGUCGAUCGGAGCGGUUCCGUGCGCUUCUACAACGUGACGGCGGAGGAGUUUGUAACCCGCACACCGGGGGUGAGCAGCUCUCCAAAGGAUCGACUACAGGCGAACAUUGCCAACAUGUUCAACAUCAGUCGGGAAAAUGUGGACGUGUUUACGGUGCUCAAGCGUGACACCGCCAAUGGAACGUUCCUGGAUGUCCGGUUUUCGGCGCACAGCAGUCCGUACUACGAACCGGAAAGGCUGAACGGACAACUGGGUUACCGAUUGCGUCAACUCGAGGAAGACGUUGGCCAUUCGAUUCUGAUGGUGGGCAUCGACGAGUGCAUCGAGGAGGGACGCAACUGCGAGCUGUCCUGCAAGAACACACUCUACAAGUCGAACGUACCGAUUGCGGUCUACACCAACACCAGCUCGUUCGUGGGUGUGAACGCGUUCGUGCAGGCGGAGUGCGUUUGCCAAGUACCGCCUCCGAUGACGUGCUUAAAUGGGGGCUAUUUGGUGAACGACCGGUGCUCCUGUGUGGAUGGUUUCGAGGGGCCACACUGUGAGAUGCUGGGCAUCGGGUUUCACGGUAGCGGGUACGCACUUUACCCACCGAUCAGUCCGUGCAAUAUGACGCGCAUCAGCCUGGAACUGUCGCCGACUCAGGAGGACGGCCUGGUGAUGUACAUCGGCCCGAUGAACUACAAUCCACGCCUUUCGGUGCAAGAUUUCCUCGCGCUGGAGCUGGUCAAGGGCUUACCGGUGCUACUGCUCGACUACGGCAGCGGAACGAUCCGCAUCGAACACCGGCAUCGGUUCCCGCAGAAUAAACCGUUCACUGUCGAAAUCGUGCUGCAGCCCCAAACGGUUGAAAUGAUCGUGGACAACUGCAAACUGUCGACGUGCAUGAGCCUGGACGCGCCGAAGGGUCCGAACCGGUUCCUGAACGUGAACGCCCCGCUACAGCUCGGUGGAGCGGCCGUCAACCUGGAGUAUCUCGGGUCGCUGUUCAACUGGACGUACGUCCCCCAGGACAAAGGCUACAGCGGGUGCCUGCGCAAUCUCACCAUCAACGAGCAUACGUACAACCUGGGCAUGCCGAGCCUGGCGAAGAACCACGACCCGGGUUGUCAGCGGUCGGUUGCGGUGGCCGUUUCGUUCGGCAUCGAUUCGUACUUCCUGAUCGCGAUCAUCGCCUGCAUCGUGGUGCUGCUGGUCCUGCUGCUGGCGGUCGUCGUGCACAAGAAGCACCAGGACGGCUGGCACGAGAAGGACAUGGACGACAUCCGCGAGACGAUCAUCAACUACGAGGAGGAGGGUGGUGGCGAGCGGGACGCCGAGUACGACCUGACCGUGCUGCAGGCACCCCCGAUCUACGUCGACAAACCGUACGGCAGCGAGCUGCGCCAGAAGGAAGCAAACACCGAGGUGCCCGACAUCGGUGCGUUCCUCACCGACAAGAAGGACGCGUGCGACAAGGAUGCUGACGCGUACCCGAUCGACGAUGUGCGACACUACGCGUACGAGGGCGACGGCAACAGUACGGGCUCGCUUUCCAGUCUGGCCUCGUGCACGGACGAGGGUGACCUGAAGUUCAACUACCUGUCGAACUUUGGCCCACGGUUCCGCAAGCUGGCCGACAUGUACGGCGAGGAACCGUCCGACACGGACUCGAACGUCGACGACGAGGAGGGCUGGAGGAUAUGAAGAACGCUGAACAUAAACGGCACUUUCGAGUCAAUCUAAGUGUGUGUGAUAAACAAAAAAAAAGGGAAGAGAAACAGCAAGGAACGCCAAGCAAAGGUCACAGCGAAGAUUAUGGAUGUUGUUCCCGUUGUCGUCCUCUAAACAAACCUAGCGAUAAGACAAGAGAGGAAUGACCACUUUGUGAUCUAUCGUUCAGUAACACUGGACAAAUGCUCGAAGUCACCACACAUACACGACACAUACAGAACACAUAUACACACGGGCCUCCAUGGAAAAUAGACGAAAUAGUUUGUUAAGAUCAUUUCACUUUAAACAUCUUCUCGAAAAGCUAGCAACGGAGAAUCGUUCGAUUUAAAAUUUGCAGAAGUCAUUCGAAAAGGUAAUUAAUUAUCUUUUGCUCCACUGCCAUUUGAGGAGGAUCACUCUUCAAAUUGUGAGUUUUUUUUCUCUUGAUAUAUUUUGUUUAGCUCAAGAUGGCACAAGAGGACAUGGAAACGAAAGUCAGGUUGCGCCGGGGGAAUGGUGGUUGGUAGUUUCGAAGGAAUUUAUUUAUUAAAAGUGAAUGAUAAAGUUAUCCAAAAUCUAUUUGACAAAAUCCGGUGCAAGCGCAACGCGAGUUAAAACAAAAAUAUCUAAUAGUUCGACAGUCCUGCCUUUUGCGUUUUCCUGGCGGAUUUACAGGUUUUGCUGCCUCGGGUGUCGAUCCAUUGUUCAGCGCUUGUUAGAUUGGUAUUGGGGAGAUUACCGUGAGUCAGCUAGGUUAAAUUUGACUUAUUCAUUUCUUGUACAAAAAGAACGCCCGAUUACAGUUUUUUUUAAUGUAAUCAAAAAACUUCAGCCCAUCUACCUAACGAAAAAGUUAUCGAUUCAACGACAUUUAUAACAACUGAUGUAUGUUUGGACGUGUCUCUGCUCUUAUCCAGCCAACCCACCAUUAUUUGUGACACUUUAUUCCUUCCAUCUACCUUCCUACCCUCGACCUCCUUUCGUGUCUGUUGUGGCUGGUCGUGCAAUAAGAAACUGCGCUAGCCCUUCCUAAAAAGACUGAACGAAGACACACGAACACACGUCGUGUUGAACGUGGGCAGUCGUUUGUACUGCGCUGUGGCCGCGAUGACUCAUAACUUUGUCCAUGCAUGCUUCAUUCCGGGUCGGUCGGUGUUACAUUUCCAGCCGGCCAGCAACAGCAGCAGCAUACAUGUCCUAGGAGUUGGGAAGCGCGUCCGUGCCAGGGACGACAUGAUCGAUAUGAUUGCCCUUUUUCGUGGGCGUUCGGACAAAUAAUAAUUCCAAACGAGCCACAAAGAGAGAGAGAGACAGAGGGUGCAAGAAAGAUGUUGAAUGUGAGACGGUGAGAGAAUAAAAUGUGUUUGGUCUCUUACUAUGUAACGUAAUAAUCACGCGAUCUAUUCUAAGAAACGCGAAAUUUUCAUUUUUUUUAUUUCUUUAUCGUUAUUUACAUUAAGGACCUACGACAAACGGAUGGGAAAGUAAUUAAAGAUGUGAAAUAGGUGGUGAACUAAAUUAACGGGAAGGGAUGGAUUUUAAACAAGGAACAUAGUAUCCGUACUGGAAAGAACUGGCGAAAAAGGAAGACUCUUUUGUAAACAAAAUCAAAACAUCAAAAAAUAAACAUUAGCAUUGACUUAUGUAAGGGCGUUGAAAAACGUGUUUUAAUCAUUUAAGGUAUAGCAGUAAACUAGGCAAAGCAUUUAAAAAGGGGAAAACGAACUAAUGAUAUAGUAUUAUAAAGAGACAAAUAGCAUAUGGCAAAGAAGAAAAAAAAGGUACUUUUUUUUAACACAGGUUGAAUGGAUGGCCAAACUAUCUCAAAAUGCACACUUCUCCCCGAAGAUAAGUGUUUUUAUGUUUUUUGGGAGAAGUUUUUAACGAAAUUCAACGGUCAAUGGAUACGAAGGUGAGUUGACAUAAAAAAAUCCUAAUGGACCUAAUAGGAAAGUAACAGGAAAGGACCUAAUAGGAAAAAUACAGAAACAAGAAAAAAAACCAGACACGAACGAGAGAUACACACGUGCCUAAUAAAAUAUGUAAAAUA
Molecule: messenger RNA, 8507 nt
Organism: Anopheles coustani
Lineage: Eukaryota; Metazoa; Arthropoda; Insecta; Diptera; Culicidae
Gene: shg
Product: DE-cadherin
Exons: 1
Coding region: 542-6451 (1969 amino acids)
Biological process (GO): adherens junction organization; calcium-dependent cell-cell adhesion; cell-cell junction assembly
Cellular component (GO): plasma membrane; catenin complex; adherens junction
Molecular function (GO): cadherin binding; calcium ion binding
Source: RefSeq, a predicted model, not a curated record